AGACCAAAAUAUUUGUGAGUAACGCGUUGCUGCGACAGAACCACAAUUUGUUAGUGAUGCUGUCGUGAAUUAAUAACUAUUUAUGAAUCAGGUUUGGCUUUUUCGACCUCAUAUUUUAACGAUGGCCUCAUUUGGCUGGAAGCGUAAGGUGGGGGAGAGAGUUUCCAAGACGACGGUGCAGCAGUUUCAGCAGGAAUCCGAGCAGGUGGAUGAUGAGGAUGAUGUAGAGAAGGAGGGAGUUGAUUGGCUGCAUGUAAUCAAACGGCGACGAGAGGUGCUGCUGGAGGAUUGUGCUGCUAAGAGCAAAAGACUUAAGGAUGAAGGAACGCUGCUCGCCGAGCAGGGCAGGAACUGGGAGGCAUUGAAGAGGUGGGACGACGCGCUUCAGCUUACACCAGACGAUGCCGUUCUGUAUGAGAUGAAGUCACAGGUGUUGAUCACCCUUCAAGAGGUGUUCCUGGCUGUGCAGUCUGCAGAGAUGGCCACCAAGCUCCGCCCCCUCUGGUGGGAGGCGUGGCAAACUCUGGGCCGCGCCCAACUAAGUCUUGGCGAAGUGGAGCUAGCUUUACGAUCCUUCCAAGUGGCAGUGCACCUGCAUCCGUCUGAUCGCCUUCUCUGGGAGGAAGACCUAGGCUGGGCCUUACAGCUCCGGGAGAAGCAACAAGCUGUCCGUGAAAGAGCGUCACAGGAAGAUGAAGCCCGAAGGCUCCUUGUGGAAGCUCCAGAGCUAAAAAGCGAUUAUGAUUUUGAAAGCGAUGAAGUGAUUGAGGCUUGCACAGCCAUAGCUGACAGACAGAAAAAAUAUGAGGACUUAAAGAAAAUGGCAGUUGUUGUGGACACAUGCGGGGUGGCCAAAGAGGUGGUUGUUGAGGAUGACAACAAACCCACUUCAUCCUCACAGAGUGUUUUAGUCAAGGCACGAGGACUCUAAGGGAAAUGGAGGCUGAUUUUUUUUUUUUUUUUGGUCUCCUCAUCUGUGUAUAUUGUUUAGAUUAUGUAUGUAUGUACUGUUGAUUUGAUAAUCCAGGGUUCUGAUUGGCUUCCUCAUAUUUUAACACAGUUACUAUCCCCAGAGAAUUUGUAAAGUGAGCACCAGAUUCCCAGAAGAAUCUGAAAUGCUUUUGGAUCAUUUUCACUCAAACAAGAACAUAAAUUCCUUCCUUUUACUGAA
Ctenopharyngodon idella (grass carp) is the source of this 1171-nucleotide messenger RNA. RefSeq names its product tetratricopeptide repeat domain 33 (gene ttc33). Gene Ontology annotation, molecular function: protein binding. The record is from RefSeq and is a predicted model, not a curated record. The transcript has 5 exons. Lineage: Eukaryota; Metazoa; Chordata; Actinopteri; Cypriniformes; Xenocyprididae. Bases 83 to 931 code for a protein of 282 amino acids.